Molecule: messenger RNA, 768 nt
Organism: Pipistrellus nathusii (Nathusius's pipistrelle)
Lineage: Eukaryota; Metazoa; Chordata; Mammalia; Chiroptera; Vespertilionidae
Source: the annotation of a GenBank genome assembly
AUGAGCUCGAUCGGCACCGGGUAUGACCUGUCAGCCUCAACAUUCUCUCCUGAUGGAAGAGUUUUUCAAGUUGAAUAUGCUAUGAAGGCUGUGGAAAAUAGUAGUACAGCUAUUGGAAUCAGAUGUAAAGAUGGUGUUGUCUUUGGUGUGGAAAAAUUAGUCCUUUCUAAACUUUAUGAAGAAGGGUCCAACAAACGACUUUUUAAUGUUGAUCGGCAUGUUGGAAUGGCAGUAGCAGGUUUGUUGGCAGAUGCUCGUUCUUUAGCAGACAUUGCGAGAGAAGAAGCUUCCAACUUUAGAUCUAACUUUGGCUAUAACAUUCCACUAAAACAUCUUGCAGACAGAGUGGCCAUGUAUGUACACGCAUAUACACUCUAUAGUGCUGUUAGACCUUUUGGCUGCAGUUUCAUGUUAGGGUCUUACAGUGUGAAUGAUGGUGCACAACUCUACAUGAUUGACCCAUCGGGUGUUUCAUACGGUUAUUGGGGCUGUGCUAUUGGCAAGGCCAAGCAAGCUGCAAAGACAGAAAUAGAAAAGCUUCAGAUGAAAGAAAUGACUUGCCGUGAUGUUGUUAAAGAAGUUGCAAAAAUAAUUUACAUAGUACAUGAUGAAGUUAAAGAUAAAGCUUUUGAACUGGAGCUCAGCUGGGUUGGUGAAAUAACUAAAGGAAGACAUGAAAUUGUUCCAAAAGAUAUAAGGGAAGAGGCAGAGAAAUAUGCUAAGGAAUCUUUGAAGGAAGAAGAUGAAUCAGAUGAUGAUAAUAUGUAA